Lasiosphaeria miniovina is the source of this 522-nucleotide messenger RNA. RefSeq lists its product as uncharacterized. NCBI's taxonomy places the organism in Eukaryota, Fungi, Ascomycota, Sordariomycetes, Sordariales, Lasiosphaeriaceae. The record is from RefSeq and is a predicted model, not a curated record. The transcript has 4 exons. The coding region runs from base 1 to 522 and encodes 173 amino acids.
AUGAACUUUUUCCCGUCGCCUGUGGACGACGAGGAAAGUGCACAAAGAUCCAGGGCGAGCUACGCCUUGAUGCAUGGAAGGGCCCGCGACAAGGCCAUCCGAACUGUCAAAGGAGAUUAUACCCCGACAGACCACGACUGGGCUGCUUCACUAUCCCUCGCGCCAUUCGCCAUUUUUUCCAUGGUCAACCUGUUCCAAGCGGCCAACCAGGAAUGUGCCGCUGGUAUCAAGGUCAACACACUCGACAUCAUGGAUCUCAACGGCCUCGUCGCAAUUUUCCGCACCAACGUGCAGCACUGUGGCGACCCGGCCAUUAGACAGAUGGACUGGCUGUCAGUUUCGGCCAUGCCGGCGAGUGAGCGGCAGCGCAAGAAGGAUGAUUUCGAGGCCGAGUGCCAGCGCAGUGUCGAGCAGAUUAGCAAACUGGCCGCACAAGUCAGUCGCGACGUUGAGGGGCUCGCUGAGGACAGGAUUCGGGUGUUCGUGAAGAGGUUGAUAGAGGCGACGGAGGAAUGCGGCUGA